AAGUCUUCUCGCUUCCCUUGCAGUUUGCCUCUUCCACUCUCUCUAUAAUACCAUACCCAUCUCACAUCUCUCUCUCAGGUCAAUCCAUCAUUCCUAUUCCUUCUUCUUUCUCUUUUAAUUCUAAAUCACACACUCCAUCUCUAGAAUCUUCUUUCUCUUCUUCCUUUAAACCUUCUUUUUCCUCUCUUCCUUGCUUCCAUGGCUUCCGAUCUUGAGGCGAAAGCCAAAGAAGCCUUUGUCGAAGACCACUUCGAACUCGCAGUGGACCUUCUAUCUCAGGCAAUUAACCUCGAACCCAACAAAGCCGAACUCUAUGCAGACCGCGCUCAAGGCAACAUCAAAUUGAACAACUUAACUGAGGCUGUUGCUGAUGCUAACAAAGCAAUUGAAUUGAAUCCUUCUCUGCCAAAAGCAUAUUUACGGAAAGGUACUGCAUGCUUGAAGCUUGAGGAGUAUCAGACUGCCAAGGCUGCUCUGGAGAUUGGUGCUUCAUUGUCUCCAGACAACCCAAGAUUUGUUAAUUUAAUCAAAGAGUGUGAUAAGCUCAUUGCAGAAGAAUCUUAUACCACCAUACCUAUACAGGAAAAGACCAUAGCGCGGGAUGAUAAUCCAAAAGAUGUUCAACAACAGGAUGAUCUUCCAGAGAAGCCACCAGUUGCUGUGAAUAAACCUAAAUAUAGGCAUGAAUUCUACCAGAAACCUGAUCAGGUGGUUGUAACCAUAUUUGCAAAGAAAAUCCCCAAGGAAAGCAUAACUGUUGAAUUUGGCGAACAAAUACUAAGUGUUAGUAUUAAUGUCCCAGGGGAAGAUGCAUAUGUUUUUCAAACUCGCUUAUUUGGAAAGAUUGUACCCUCCAAUUGCCGGUAUGAAGUAUUGUCAACCAAAAUUGAAAUUCGGCUUGAGAAAGCAGAAGCUAUUCAUUGGUCAUCUCUUGAAUUCACCAAAAACGUUGUAGUUCCACAGAGGGUUAAUGCCUCUUCAGUUACUGCAAGUCAUAGACCUUCUUACCCGUCCUCAAAACAAACCAGAGAUUGGGACAAGAUCGAAGCUCAAGUCAAGAAAGAGGAGAAAGAUGAAAAGCUCGACGGGGAUGCUGCAUUGAACAAAUUUUUCCGGGAAAUAUACCAAGAUGCAGAUGAGGAUACCAGAAGAGCAAUGAAAAAGUCAUUUGUGGAGUCUAAUGGAACUGUGCUGUCUACAAACUGGAAAGAAGUAGGAUCAAAGAAGGUGGAGGGAAGUCCUCCUGAUGGCAUGGAGUUGAAGAAAUGGGAAUAUUAAGAUACUUUCUGAAUCAAUGUUUAUAUAUAAUUUGGUGUGCGAUUAUGCUUUUAAUGCUUUCUGUUGGUUAGUUAACUGCUGAACUAGAGAUAUUAUUUUCUUCGAAUUUUUUUUUUCUUAAGGUUUGUCCGUCUUCGCUUGGACCUGAAUUCAUGGUUGUUGGUUGAGCACAAGGCUGUUUCUAUUUGGUUAAUAUAAUGCUACUUUCUGGUUUA
Messenger RNA from Vigna radiata var. radiata (mung bean), 1493 nucleotides. Its product is annotated as protein SGT1 homolog B. The record is from RefSeq and is a predicted model, not a curated record. Gene Ontology annotation, biological process: protein stabilization; defense response to fungus. Lineage: Eukaryota; Viridiplantae; Streptophyta; Magnoliopsida; Fabales; Fabaceae. The coding region runs from base 199 to 1278 and encodes 359 amino acids. Gene Ontology annotation, molecular function: protein-folding chaperone binding. The transcript is spliced from 10 exons. Gene Ontology annotation, cellular component: nucleus; cytoplasm.